GUGCGUGUGGCGGCGACAGCAUUAAUAGAAGCUGCAUCAAGAAGGACGUGAGAGGAGCGGCAGAGGGGAGCGUUAUACGGCGGUGGCGAAAGGCGGACUGAGAGGGACGCAGACACUGGGGCGUAUCCGCUCGCCGUUUAGUCGGUCCGCUGCUCGUGGGUUUUUUUGAGCUGCUCCGGUUACGCUGCGGAGAUGAGCGCGCAGCGUCCGCCUCCUGCCUGGGAGAAAGAGCAUCUCUGGCUCUACCUCCUGGCGCUGGACUUCGAUCCCACGGGAGCCGCCGCCGCGGGGAAAAUUUCCACCCACCUCCUUCUGGGCGUGAACAUGUUCGAUAAACCAAACAAAGAUGCAUUUCAUAUUGUUGCAUGGUUCUUGUUUUCAAAAUUGGACCCAUCACGUUGUAAUGAGAUAUUCAGAUUUUGUUUUCCUCCCACAGAUAAAAAGGCAGAUUCUGAAUUCAGGAAGCAAUGUUAUGAAUGGCUGAGAAGAAUUUCAGAUGAAUGUGGAAACAACUUUCCUCCAGUUGUUGCAUCAGUAUUCCUUUCUCCUGGUGGACCUAAGUUCAUUCAUUUAAUGUUCCACUUUGGAAGAUAUGUCAUGAUGCAUCAGAUUAAAGCAGAUUCUUCAGGUGCUGACAUACCUUCUCCAAAAGCCAUGAACUCUAGAUCUCCAGACCUGAAUAUGGUAGCUGCAAAAUACCGUGUGGCCCAAAACAGAUUUUUACAGAAUCUACAAAAGGAAGAUUUGCUAAUUCAAGAACUUCAGAAAAAAGCACAGUUUUUCAGUAAACGAAUAAGAGAUUUAACAUUUGAAAAUGCAAAUCUGGACAAACAACUCCAAAACUUGGGUAGAAUGGGAAAAAAUGUUAAUAACAGCCAAAGUAACACAAUAGAGAAAAUUGAAAAGGUUCGCUGUUUAUGGGCAUUGGUAAUGGAAACACUUAAACUUCUGCAAAAAGAAAGAGAAGUUGUAGAUUCAGUUGUUAAAGGUCAUGUUGACCAGUAUGUAUUAGAUGGCACGAGUGUAGCUGUCAGUGUUCCGAGGCCUCUACUUGAAAAAGUUGAAAAGGAAAUUCACAAACUGCAUGUAGGGAACGUAUAUGAAGCAGGAAAACUAAAUAUUUUAACAAUCAUCCAUUUACUGAACAACGCCUUGGAAAUGCUGAUGCAUGAGCGUCGGCACAUUGACAGGAAUGUGCUAAAGCUGGAUCUUCAGUACCUUGAAGAAAAGACUAAAUUCCAGAAAGAGACGUUAUUGGGACUAAAAUCAGUGAGACAAAAAUUGAAAUCUGAGGAUCAUGUAUCAAUAAGCCAAUCAAUUGCUGAAAAACAACAAGAAUGGGAUUUGAAGUGGGAAAACUAUCUUGGCCAGUCACCUUUUCAUUUAAUUAAAGAUCCAAACCCUGCACUUGACUUAUUACCAGCUAUGUCUCCCAUUUCUUUUACUCCUGCUACUGAGGAAACUUAUAAAAACAGUGUCUUUUGCCAGUAUCCUGCAUCAAUUCUAGACUUUACCAAAAAGAAUCUUAAAACAAACAAAUUUGAAAGAACUGGUAAAGUAUCGGGAAGUCAAAAUAGUUCAACUGUGGUCGUCGCAGAGAGGAUUGUUAUGUCCUCUUCUGAUCUUGCUACAGAAUCUGUAAACAGGAUAAUUUCUGAACAGAGAUCCAAAGCUGAAACUCCCAAAAGGACAAUAGAGCAGUCUUUUCCAAAUUUAAAAUACAAAGGGAGAAAUUCUAGACUAGUAGAAACUGAGAAGAAAAGACAAGCUGAUACUUUAAGAACACCAUCUUCAGUUAAAAGAGAAGAUCCUCUUAAGAAAGCACAAGAACAACUGGCAGAAGAGGUAGCAGAUGUAGUAGUAUCCAAUUCACCUCAGAACACUGGAGGAAAAGGAAACCAUUUGGAUGACCUGAUUGGCACCUUAAUCUCAGAUCCUUUCUUAGCGAGGAAGCAGAUUCCACGGACUCCAGAAAAUCUAAUUACUGAAAUUAGAAGCUCAUGGAAAAAUGCUAUUCAGGUUGAAGAAUCCUCAAGUGCAGAAUUGCAUCAUACUGAAGCAUCCAAAGAUGUACCACAGGAUACAGUCCCUGCAUUUAGAAACCAAAUAGAUUUAAGUAUGGCGUGCUUUAUGUCUUCAUGCAACUCUGAUACAGCAGAAUCUCCAUUACUGGAAGUGCCAUCUCCAUGUCACUAUCAGCAGGCGGUUAUCAGUCCUAGUGGACUGCCAACUCACCAAACGGCUGUUGGGCCACUAGAUUAUCCAUUUUGCAAGGAAGGACUAACAAAUACUGUUCCAGACAUAAGUGUAGCAGUUCAUCCAGAGCUAAACCUCACGACUAUAAAUAACAGGGUGAGUGAGCUGGAUCAUGGUCCUGGGGACAGUAUUGCAGCAGAAGCUUUGUCGCCUUAUGCAGGUCAGAAUUCGUCAAUGCGUACAACUCUGUCAUGGGAUGCUUCUCAGAUGGUAAGUGGCAUUAGUACUGAUAGCCAUGAAGUUAUCCAACUGGGCAUACUUCAAGAAACUUUCCCAGAGGAAGCGGGAGCCAUAAGUCUUGAUAGUUCUAUUGGUUUAGAGCCGGAUGAAAUAAGAGAAGAGAACUCCACAGACAGCAAAGCUUUGCCAGGUUAUAUGGCAGGAAAUGAGCGCAAGUUGGACUUACAAUCUAUUCGAAGCCGAUAUGAAGCUCUGAAAAAGACUUUGCUUGAAAACUCAUCUUCUAGAAAGCAAAUUCCAAGGUGCAGGUCAGAGUUUAGUCUCACACCAGUGAGCCUGGAAUCUAAUGAUGUGCUUAGUCCUUUGGGGAAACGAUAUGCAUUGGAUGCAGAACUUGUCCAGCCACCAUCACACAUGACUCUUCUUGAAAGAAAGACCCCUGUUUCUCCUCUAGUUGCAUUUUCUCCAAUACAAGUGAGAGGGAGGUCGGGCGUACAGGAUCGAGGAGACAUAUUUAAGAAACUGAAUGAAAAAUAGUGUGAAGCUGAAUUCAAAAGAAUCUUCACCUGCAAAGAUUUGUAAAGAUGAAGCCAUUCCAUGCUUACAUAGUAAUGAUGCACUGACUUUGGAUAAAACACUCUUACAUAAAUUUGAGAGAAGUGUUUUUUGCAAAUCUUACACUUAUUUAAUUGAGAUGUUGAUGUUUACUAAUUCUAAUCAUGACUGUACUUUUGUUGCACAGUCUUGUUGUUGAAUUCUCUUUUAUUCUAUUGAUCAAGAAGGGCUGAUAAAUUUAGGCCAUUUUAAACUAGUCACAAAUAUGGAAUUCUAAGUAUUAAAAAGACUACAGCAAUAUAAAACAAGGAAUCUUCAUUAAGUGUCCUUCCUUAACAGAUAGUAGCACAUUUUUUGCAGAUUUUGAAAGAUAAAUCUUGCUCUUAACUUUUUAGUAUGCCUUUAUAAUUAAGUGUUCUUCAAAGUAAUUGGCUAAGCCAAUUACCUAUACAUAUCUGUUUCCUCCCAUGUAGAAAUCUAGGGAGGUUUGAGAAUAGUCUUAAUUACUGUUAAUUACUUCAUUACUUUUUUUCUCUUGAUACACUUCACCUAUGUUGAUCUCAUGUCUCUGCUAUAAUUUCUACCAGCCAUCUGUACUCUUAGUGUAGAAGUUACACAUGCAUGGGAUUCCAACAUCCAUAGGGUGAAGCUAUGAAGAUCACAGGGAUUCACUUUUCUACUCUUAGUUUGUCUGCCUUAAACUAGAUAUAUAAUUGCCCAUCAUCAACAUUUAAGAACUAGUGUCAGAAAUGGGGACCUUGUGACAUCAGGAUUCAUUUGCCUAAAUGUAACAUGGCGAAAUAGAAAAUGAGUUUAAUUCUAAUAACUAAUGUAUUUUCUUAAAAGUAAUGUUUGUACUAAAAUAUGUAUUGUUCCGUUUUUUUAAAAAAACUGAUUACCAUAAUA
Messenger RNA from Elgaria multicarinata webbii, 3897 nucleotides. RefSeq names its product HAUS augmin like complex subunit 6 (gene HAUS6). Gene Ontology annotation, molecular function: microtubule binding. The coding region runs from base 193 to 2973 and encodes 926 amino acids. The record is from RefSeq and is a predicted model, not a curated record. Gene Ontology annotation, cellular component: mitotic spindle microtubule; HAUS complex. The transcript has 17 exons. Gene Ontology annotation, biological process: spindle assembly. Lineage: Eukaryota; Metazoa; Chordata; Lepidosauria; Squamata; Anguidae.